AUCUGUAUAUACUUGCAAAUAUAUUUCACAUGUACAUAUGUACAAGCAUUUUGCCGCAGUUGUCAAAUGCAACUUUUGAAAAGUUACAUUGAAUAGAGCCGCAAUGCCAAUCUCCUUGGAGCCCACAGUAGACUAGAUUAAAGCUUAGCGCGGCGCUGUCACCUCUACUACCGCUAUAACAUACGCAUUGGUAUGCCGGUAACUUACUUUCCAGCGCUAACAUUGACCGCGGUCGUCCAGUUUUACUUCAAUUCAACUCAGUCUAGUGGCUAAAAUCUAAAAUCGUCAAAAUUGUAUAAAAGCAUUUGGAAACGCACUGAAAUACAACAGUCACAUUAAUCCCUCCGUUGCAAUAACAACACACCUUCCAGUAGUUUAAAAUAGUUUCCACUUUUCAAAACCCCACACACAACCAAAAAUGUUCAAAAUCGUGCUUGUACUCUCCGUCAUCGCCUUCGCUUGCGCCGAGCCUGGUGUUGUGGUUGCUCCUGCCGUACCCGUUGCGCCGAUCGUGCAUCACGGCGCACACGCUGUGCACUCUCACGUAAUUCAUCAUCCCGUGCCAGUGAAGACUGUCGUGACACCAGUCAUUGCCAAGCCAGUGGUGCCACUUGUGCCGGUCGUAAAGCCAGUUGUGCCUGUAGUUCCAGUCCAUCAUGCCCAUCCGGCCGUUGUUGUGCAUCACUGAGCGCCGGCAGCAUGGCAGCUGCAGGCGCCCCAACACCAACGCCAACUCUCCGCAGCACCCGCAAUCAACCAGGAACGUUGAUGAGGAUCAACGAAAGAACGACUCGAAGUUAAUCGAAUGCAACAAUGGCUUAGUGCGUUAAUAUAUGUAGAUUACAAGCUCCCUACUCCUAUCCCACUUCCCCUUCAUUCUUACUUUAAUUCUGUACUAUGAAAUCCCUGAAAUUAGUUAAAUACA
Bactrocera neohumeralis is the source of this 925-nucleotide messenger RNA. Its product is annotated as A-kinase anchor protein 14. NCBI's taxonomy places the organism in Eukaryota, Metazoa, Arthropoda, Insecta, Diptera, Tephritidae. Bases 419 to 688 code for a protein of 89 amino acids. The transcript has 3 exons. The record is from RefSeq and is a predicted model, not a curated record.